Molecule: messenger RNA, 2153 nt
Organism: Dichomitus squalens LYAD-421 SS1
Lineage: Eukaryota; Fungi; Basidiomycota; Agaricomycetes; Polyporales; Polyporaceae
Product: PIN domain-like protein
Exons: 6
Coding region: 305-2125 (606 amino acids)
Cellular component (GO): nucleus; cytoplasm
Molecular function (GO): 5'-3' exonuclease activity; DNA binding; 5'-flap endonuclease activity
Source: RefSeq, a predicted model, not a curated record
CUUGUCCGUACACGCACUACUCUGCUGCGUGUAUUGAAACACCUACAUGCCUGACUGCGCCAGAGGAAGGGGCCAAGUCCGGCUGUCUUAUGGGCCCCGACCAGCCCAGUUGGUGUCCCAGUCCGUUCAGCGGUUGAAACAGACCUAGACGGAAAAGCGCUCCGUGUCGUCAUCCGGUCUUUACCUCAACCAAACGACCGCCGCUUCGUCCCACUCCGCUUGCUGUAACACACUGUAUGGAUCUCUCGGGACCCGACGCGGCUGAAGAUUGUGCUUGCUAGCUGGAUCGUACGGUUUCUGGUGGAUGGGUGUUCAAGGGCUCAGACCCUUUUUGGAAAAGACUUGUCCGCAGGUGAUUCAUUAUCUUCCACAGCGGCUCAGUGCAUUAGAUGGGAAGAGAAUUGUUAUCGAUGGUACCCUCAUUACCCAACGCUUCCACUACGCCCCUAUGCCACAACAGUACCGGCAUGUGCUGUCCUGGUAUCGCCUAGCACGCUCCCUGAAAGAACAUAACGUCCAAGCUAUCUGUGUCUUUGAUGGAGGGUUGCGUAGCGUGGCUAAGGAACCCGAGGUCGAGCGACGCCGUCAAGAGCGACGACUAACAGCCGCACGAGGCCUGUUCGAAUCCGAUCGCUUGCACAGAUUGCGUCUUCUCUCUACUUCUUUACGAGAGUGGCGUUCGUCUGAUCCGGGGAAGCGCGAGCGAGAGCUGGCAGACUUCAAAAUACUGAUGGAUGUCUCGAAGCUGCCAGCACACCCCAUUGUUACACCUCCAUCCGGGACAGUGGCAAACACUGACGUCCUUGAUUCCACCUUCGAACAGCGGCCUUCGAAGACGGAGACAUCGGCGAGUUCCCCAAUCUCUCGUGCCAUACCGGAGAAAUCGCAACCGGAGUCCACACCUCGAGGCCUCGACAGUACACGAACAUACCUACAGCGACAUCCUGAAGCCCCGCCUCAGGAGGUCAAGAAACCGGGACUUGCCACGCGUCUUCUGCGAAUGGUCUCCCAGUAUUGGGCCAGUGUGCCGAAGCUCGAGUCCUUGACCCAACCGCCUUCCACUCCACAACCGCCUUCCACUUCACAGCCGACUGCCGUGAGGGUGGAACCUUCAGAUAGUCCUUCUGCAGUGGAGCUGGACUCUGCUGCUGGGAUGGCGGGAAACGAUCCUAUUAGGCAGCCACCUGCCACAGAGGAAUCCUCAACCAACCCUUCUGAAAUAGAGCCAGACGAGAACAUUCCACCUGCUGUGGAGGUGGAAUCAUCGAUUAUACGCCCUACCGUCGACCUGGAUCGGGACACUCAAGCCGCUCUGGUAGAGUAUGCUCUAUCGAAGAGCCAACAAAGUCUUAUGGAAGAAGAAGGCAAGCUCUGGGACAUGCUUGCCGAGUCCUUGACUUCGGACGACCUCCCAGAAUCCAUCACUAGAUAUGCCGAGGACUUGGAAGCGAAGAGCAGCGUUCUCUCCGAAUCCUAUCAGCGGCGCACUUACGCGCCCACGCAAAGCACGUACUCCGAGAGCAGGCAGAUUCUACGUGCUAUGGGAAUUCCUUGCGUCGAGUCCAUUAGUGCUUUCGAGGGCGAAGCCUUAGCCGCCUCUCUCGUCGUCAAUGGCUACGCUGACUACGUUGCCAGCGAGGACAUGGACGUACUUGUCUACGACGCCCCGCUGCUCCGUAACAUAGCCAGCAGCCAAGAUCCCCUCUUCGUGGUCCACCCCGACGAAGUCCGCGCAGCUCUCGGGCUCGACCAGACUCGCUUCGUCGACUUCGCCCUUUUGCUCGGCACGGACUUCUCGCAGCGGAUCAAGAACAUCGGCCCCGCACGCGCGCUCGCAUUCAUGCGCCAGCACGGCUCGAUCGAGCGCAUCCUUGAGCAGGAGAGCAAGUAUCCGCUGCGGAUGCCCGUUGGGAUGUACCUCGAGCAGAUCUCGCUGGCGCGCAAGGUGUUCCAAACGCUGCCUCCGCCUCCGGACGAAACUGUCUUCCAGCAGGGUCAGGUUGACGAGGUCGAGGUAAUGGACAUCCUGGAUCGGUGUGGCCUUCGGAGAUUUGCUAUGGAUGAUGCAGACUACUCGCAGGCGCUCUCUGGCAACUACUUCGCUGACAAUCCCGCGGCUGUGUAGCCUCUCGUCAUAUAAAAUACAUAACAUC